Molecule: messenger RNA, 2235 nt
Organism: Bombus pyrosoma
Lineage: Eukaryota; Metazoa; Arthropoda; Insecta; Hymenoptera; Apidae
Product: outer dynein arm-docking complex subunit 4-like
Exons: 4
Coding region: 37-2235 (732 amino acids)
Molecular function (GO): protein binding
Source: RefSeq, a predicted model, not a curated record
UCAAUGAGACAAACGUCAACGUCAAUUUAAACGUUGAUGGCGGUCCUCGCGAGCAGAGGCCUGAGAGGCAACUCGGAGGAUUUGAACGAUACAAGAAAAGCGGUGGAAAAUGCGGAAAGUCGCGCGCGUCUCAAUCACAAGAAAAGCGAUUGCAAGGUGGUCUCGAAGAAUAAUCGAGAAUACGCGCAAUCUUUGCAUGGCGAAGCUGAUCAGUUAUACCGCAGCGGUGAUUACGAGUCGGCAUUAGUACUGUAUCAUAGAGCAGCGAACUUGUAUCCGAGGGACAGCAGUCACGGUGUUGCGGCUAGGAGGACCGCAGCGACGAUAAGCUCUUGCAAUAAUCCGUCGAAAGCUUUGCGGAAGGUUUUACCCAGCUCUGGAGAGCGAUUAACGGCUGCCCUAUGUCCGGAAACCGCCGCUAUAAUGGCGAACGAGCAGCUGAAGAAGUCGCCCGAACCUAUGUCGAUCCCCGAGGUACUUAGGUACGUUACAAAAUUUAUUACCGAGUACGUGGAAAAAUUUCGAAGCUGCUAUUUCGACAGCCACAAAAGCUACUGGAAGAGCCUUCCGUCUCCUCGAAUCUCCAAUACUCAGCUAGCAAGAUCCAAGAUGAUGUUCAAACAAUUAAACAAUCUUGCUGAGACUACAUUGAAGAAUCUAGAGGCGUCUUUCCAGUCUGGAAAAGUAUCCAUCGCUCUGAAGAUCACUCAGGAGUUACUCGUGCUAUCGGAGGGCUUGCACGACCCUAGUCGCUAUCAGAUAGCUGCCUAUCAUUAUUUAUCCUUGAUCCACGUGGCCAUGGGAAGACACGACCGAGCAGUAUGUAGCGUAUCACGUUUGAUACGCUUGUCGAAGAGUACCGCGGAUGUGGUUCAGAUCUGUCGGUCAUUGGUAACCUUGGGAAAAGUGCAUCUCAGCUUUGGACACCUCGACGCAGCAGCCAAGGCAUGGGAGUACUUGUCCAAGCACUUGAAGAAACCGAUUCCCGUGGCUUGGAUCAAACACGAGAUUGGCAGAUGUUACUUGGAGACUGGAAAAUAUGAAAAAGCAAUGGAAAUGGGUUUCAGGUGCGUGGAAGCGGCAACAAAAGCCCAUUCAAAGAAGUGGAUGCUUAAUGGAAGACUGUUGCUAGGUCAAAGCCUAGCUAAGUUAGGCAGAUUCGUGGAAUCGCUGGAGGAGCUACAGAUAGCGGCGAAGAUCACCGAGGAAGAGGGUGAUACCCCGAUGCUGUCCUACAUCCGCGAUCUUAUCGACCAAGUGGCGCGCGCCCUCCGCAAGAUCCCGUUCGAGAACAGCCACUGGGAGGUCGUCGAGUCGGUCAUUUCGCACGGCCAAAAAGCCAAGCAAGAUUUGAGUUUGUUUGUUAGCGGCAAGGGAACGGUGACAACUACGGUAUUCUCGCAGAGGAAAGCGAUUAUCGAGCGAAGAGACGAUUCCGGCAACGAGGACACGUCGGUUGACGAAGACGAGGAGAUAACGACGCGGUCGAACAAGACAGCGAAUUUAGCCCGCACUUAUCGCGAAUGUACCGCUCAAUCGGAUCUAGAAAAGGAACAGUACGUUUCUCAAGGUGAUGCCACGUUCAGAGUAGAUAUCGAGAGGAAGAAAAUUUCUCCUUCGUCUUCUAGCUCUUCCUUAACCUCUCUUAUAUCCACCAUCGAUGCGCGAGAAGAAGAAAGUAGAACCGUUGAAGAUAAUUUGGAGAAGAUAGCGGAUAGAGGAGGAGACAACGUACAGGAGGAGGAAGAUACGCCGAAGCGUGAAAAUAAUAGCACAGUAUCCGGAAGAAGCGUGAACACGAUGGCUACGUACGUCAUAGAGGAGGAAGGAUCCAUGUUGGAGAAUGUAAAACAGGCGUCCGGUAACGAGGAAGAGGAUAGCGAGAAAGCGACGGACAGAGGAUCCUGCAAGUUGGUUGGGUACGAGGAUAAGAUAGGGGAACAGAGAGGGGAUAUGCUAAAUGCUCUCCGCGUGAUCGAAGAACUGGGAAAGAAGGACGAAGUGGAAUUGCUGGAGAUGCUCAGGGACAUGCUGUUGUCGACCGACGAGGAAGGUCGACCAGACGAUUUAGGGAAUUCGGGGGAUGGUUUCCGGACGUCGAGAUCCGGGGCGGAUAGGCAGAACGAGGUCGUGGCAAGUCGUUCGAUCCGGACGACCUCUUUGCCGUCGAGCCCUCGCAAGUAUCACGCCGAUGGCGAUUUUCGUGACUGUGCAAUGCCUUUGGAAUUUAAUUAA